Messenger RNA from Coccidioides immitis RS, 2663 nucleotides. RefSeq names its product phenylalanyl-tRNA synthetase, beta subunit. The coding region runs from base 129 to 1931 and encodes 600 amino acids. The record is from RefSeq and is a predicted model, not a curated record. Gene Ontology annotation, biological process: phenylalanyl-tRNA aminoacylation. Gene Ontology annotation, cellular component: phenylalanine-tRNA ligase complex; cytoplasm. Gene Ontology annotation, molecular function: magnesium ion binding; ATP binding; RNA binding. The transcript has 9 exons. Lineage: Eukaryota; Fungi; Ascomycota; Eurotiomycetes; Onygenales; Onygenaceae.
CCGGAGUCGUCCCGUCGACACGCUUCACUGUCAACCCAAGCUGAAAGCCCUUUGUCCCGCGGUGCCGGCCCCUGUGUUCCUCUUGUCGCAUCGACGACCUUCCUCCGUCAGCGCCCAACCCCGCCAACAUGCCCACUAUAUCCGUGGAUAAAGCCGCUUUGUUCAAGGCGCUAGGUCAGGAGUAUACGACAGAGCAGUUCGACGAGCUGUGCUUCGAAUUUGGUCUUGAAUUGGACGAAGAUACCUCGAACUCUGAGCGGCCAAUUGUCAAUGGAGUCCAAGAACCCCCUCAGCUAAAACUUGACAUCCCCGCGAACCGCUAUGAUCUCCUAUGCUUCGAAGGUAUCGCUUUGAUGCUAAAUAUUUUCCGAGGCAAGACCGUAUUACCUAACUACCGGCUCGUGACACCACCGAACGGUGCGCUGCAGACAAUUGUAGUAAAGAAAGAAACUGCGAAUAUUCGGCCGUAUAUCUCGGGAGCGGUGUUGCGGAAUAUCCACUUCGACAAAGCCCGCUAUGACUCUUUCAUUGCUCUACAGGACAAACUGCAUCAGAACCUUGCGCGGCAGCGGACGUUGGUGUCCAUUGGUACCCAUGAUCUUGACAAGCUGCAGGGGCCCUUCAGCUACGAAGCUCUCCCCCCGAAGGACAUAAACUUUGUCCCCUUGAACCAAAACACAUCCAUGAAUGGGGAGGAGUUGAUGAACUUUUAUGAGAAAGAUAAACACUUGGGCAAAUUCCUCCAUAUUAUCCGCGACUCCCCUGUAUAUCCGAUUAUCUAUGAUUCAAAGAGAACAGUAUGUUCGCUGCCUCCAAUUAUCAACGGUGACCACUCCAAAAUUACCUUGGACACACGGAAUGUCUUCAUGGAGAUCACCGCUACAGAUAAGACCAAGGUUGAAGUUGUGAAUAACAUCAUGGUUGCAAUGUUCUCCCAAUAUACGUCAGAGCCAUUCACGAUCGAACCUAUCCAGGUUGUAUCCGAGCACAACAAUGAAACUCGUCAAGUUCCCAACAUUAAACCACGUUUGACUCAAGCGAGCAUUUCAUACAUUAACCAGUGCUGUGGCCUAAAUCUCUCUGCACAAGAGAUCUGCGAUCUCCUAAAGAAAAUGGCAUAUAUCGCGAAACCUUCCAAAUCAUCAGCAGACCUCAUCGACGUCGAAGUACCCAUUACUCGUGCAGAUGUGCUCCAUGAAGCGGACAUUAUGGAGGAUGUCGCUAUAGCCUAUGGUUUCAACGAGUUGCCAAGAUCAUUCCCUAGCAAAUCCGGAACGAUUGCCCAACCCCUGCCUGUAAACAAACUGACAGAUAUCAUUCGGACCGAGGCUGCCAUGGCAGGAUGGUCCGAAGUCAUGCCGUUAAUUCUUUGCUCCCAUGACGAGAAUUUCGCGUGGUUAAAUCGCAAGGAUGAUGGCAAUACUGCGGUGAAGCUUGCAAACCCCAAGACCGUGGAGUUCCAGGUGGUUCGGACCAGCCUUCUUCCGGGACUUUUAAAAACCAUCCGCGAGAAUAAAAGCCAUACCGUGCCAAUGAGAAUCUUUGAAGUAAGCGAUGUGGCCUUCAAAGAUAUGAGACUUGAACGCAAGAGUCGGAACGAGAGACAUUUCGCUGCUGCUUGGUACGGAAGGACUAGUGGCUUUGAGGUUGUCCAUGGUUUGCUCGACAGGGUGAUGGCCAUGUUGAAGAGUGCAUUUAUUGUCGGCGAAGAGGGACUUGAUAACCCGGACGUCAGCGGUUCGCGAUAUUGGAUUGAAGAACUAGAAGACCCUACCUACUUCCCAGGACACGCUGCAUCAAUACACGUCUGUAUUGGAGGCAAAGAACAUGUCAUCGGUACGUUCGGCAUUUUGCACCCUACUGUCCUUGAAAAGUUCGAGUUGAAAUAUCCUGUGAGCACCCUUGAAAUGAAUAUCGAGGUCUUUUUGUAAGACAUAGACGUAUUCGAUUUUUUGUGUUGAUGGAUAGUUUUAUGGAACGUGAAAAGAAUAGAUCGUUGGCUAGCGCUCUUGGGUUUUAUGAACUGAAUGCGAUGAUGAGAAAAAUAGAACAUUGCAUUAUUCCUGACGCUUGCUCAUGAUGUAUUGUUUCCUUGGAUCCGGAAAGCUCUCAUUAAAGUAAUCGGACUUUCAGUCAUUCACCAGCAGUCUGAACGCUUCCUUGGGUAGAAGUAAUCUCUUUUGUGUUUAAACUACACUCCUAAUCGCCAAGUUUCCGUCCAUUCAGCAGAAAACGUAGAAAAUUGUUGCAUAUUCAUGAUGCCCAUUUUAACAUUCCUAGGACAGUAGAAGAAAUCUGGGGAUGAAAAAGAUGGGACUAGAAGAAAGGAGGAAAAAAACAGCUAAUUAAUUUCACUCCUGGGGGACAGCGGCAGCUUCUGCGCCUUCUUGACCUUCCUGCUCGGCCAAUCGCUGUUGCUCAGCAGCCUGCUGGGCAGCAGCGGCCUUAGCACCGUAGUCCUGGCUCAUUGGUUGGAGGACAGGCUGCUCCUCCUUGGGCUCGAUGAUGGUGACGGAGUCAGGGAGAGAUUUCUGAGGACCGGACUUGCCCUCUGGGUCGCUACCGCGCAUGAUCUUGACCUUGAUACCGAGCACACCUUGACGGAGGAGAACGUGGCGGGUGGCGCUGUCGAUGAAGUCUUUGGCGGGUUGACCGGAGUGAAU